Cryptomeria japonica (Japanese cedar) is the source of this 621-nucleotide messenger RNA. RefSeq names its product ethylene-responsive transcription factor RAP2-2-like. The transcript has a single exon. The record is from RefSeq and is a predicted model, not a curated record. NCBI's taxonomy places the organism in Eukaryota, Viridiplantae, Streptophyta, Pinopsida, Cupressales, Cupressaceae. Bases 1 to 621 code for a protein of 206 amino acids. Gene Ontology annotation, molecular function: DNA binding; DNA-binding transcription factor activity. Gene Ontology annotation, biological process: ethylene-activated signaling pathway; regulation of DNA-templated transcription.
AUGGUUCUGGAGAACGUAUGGGCCUCUUUCGUUCCACAGGAAAUCCCUUACAGGCCAGAUUCUCAACUUCAAGGCAUCGCUUGUAUCACUUCUCCUCCCGCCUCAACAGCAAAUUCCCUGACAAUGAAUCACCGCGACACCAUUUUCGGGGACUCCAAUCUGAGAAGCUGUGAAGAUGAUGGUUUGUGUAAGACACUGAAUGAAUCGGACUUAACCGAUGUUUUGGAGAGACUUGUGAGUCUCAGGCGAUGGCUGUCUCUCAAUUGCGAAGUUCUUGAUCUCGUCAAAGUGAAUAAGCAGUCGGAGGGGGGAAAUAUUGCGGAACAAGAGAGCGCCAAAAAAAGACGGCUUGGAUGUUCAGAGGCGGCUGAGAAGCGGUACAGAGGUGUGCGGCGACGGCCAUGGGGAAAGUACGCAGCAGAAAUUCGAGAUUCGACGAGACAUGGCGCCCGGAUGUGGCUUGGCACGUUUCUGACGGCGGAGGAGGCGGCCAUGGCGUACGAUAAAGCGGCUCUCAAAAUGAGAGGUCCUCGAACUCAGUUGAACUUCCCCGUGGAAACAGUUGAACGGGCUCUCGUUCAGGAAUAUGUUGACUACAAACCGAUAAUUCCUCCUUUGUGA